This is a messenger RNA of Prorocentrum cordatum, 788 nucleotides long. The record is from the annotation of a GenBank genome assembly. Lineage: Eukaryota; Dinophyceae; Prorocentrales; Prorocentraceae.
UCGGGAAGAUCCAGGCACCCCCAGAGCGCCCUCGGCGUGGCGCAACUGCUGGAGAGCAUCCCGAGACUGCAAAGCAGACGAAAACCCACGGAAGCGACCCAACGCCUCGGAACCUCGAACCUGACCCCCUCCCAACGCUGCCCUUGACGGGCCCUCGGACAGUGUGCCGAUGCAGCCUUGUGCUCUCCUGGGCGGAGUCGGGGGUGUAGUCCGCGUGCACGCGCUGGACGGCCCCGGCGUGGCCCUCGGACGGUGGCGGCGGAGGAGCAACAAAACGCUGUUGCUGUUGCCGUGUCUUGCUUCUCGAGGCAACUCGCGCAGGACUCGGUCGAACGCCAGCACGUGCGAGGCGCCCGUCGCCUCUGCGACGAGCUCGCGCAGCUCGCCGAAGCAGACCUUCACGACCUGCUCGUCGUCCCCGAAAUCGUCGCACGCGGUGGGCGCCUCUCGCAGCUCGAAGCCGUCGGCCUCCAGCCGGAAGGGCGGGUCUCGGCACCGGGCAUCUUUGGAGCUCCACCUCCCGGGGGUCUGGCCGGUCCACUAGGUCGGACUGAAAGUGGUGGGGCGGGACGACGUACUUGCCGACGCGGAAGCCCCUCGAGGGCUCCUGGCUAGUGUACGACGCCGCGGCUCGACGCGAAGCUCCGGGCCAGCCUCCGGCGUGCCAAGCCUGUCUGCGCCAGGGAGCCCCCGGCCACGAGCGAGGCCUGUGGGCGCAGCCGACGCGGAAGCGCUCGCAUGGCCGCAGCGCUGUCGCGACCAAUCUUAGAGAGUUGCGGCUCGAGCCA